ACCCUGUCCGACUGUAAAUUUACGCAACUGUCAGAGAUUUGCAUGGACACGCCUAGGCCUACUGUCCAUCUAUAUUUCAGAGGACCAUGUUUAGAACACACUUACGACCGGCAGCAGGAUAGCAGUCAAAAAAAGUUUGCUGAGAUAUCAAACGGGGUUAUUGGAACGUGGGACACGCACCAAGCAGAACAGACAUCAAAUAUGACUACAGUUCAAAUCAAGAGUCCCAAUGUGAGGUACACAGAGAGGCACAUAGAGGCCCAGUACUCCUACCACACCACAACAGUGUCCACACAUGGGGGAGUCCACACAGUGAUACCGAGCACCACUCACUUCACCUUCCACACGGAGCGGGCGGUGCCCAAGCUGGGUGUGAUGCUGGUGGGCUGGGGGGGCAACAAUGGAACCACAGUCACAGCUGCAGUCAUAGCCAACAGACUGGGCAUGUGCUGGAGGACCAAAACUGGCAUGAAGAGUGCUAAUUACUUCGGGUCGCUACUCCAGGCCUCUACAGUGUGUUUGGGCUCUGGGCCAGAGGGCCAGGUCAACGCACCUUUCCGGGAUCUGCUCCCUAUGGUGCACCCCAAUGACAUUGUAUUUGAUGGGUGGGAUAUCUCCUCCCUGGAUCUAGGCCAGUCUAUGGAGAGGGCUGCGGUGCUGGACUGGACUCUACAGGAGCAGCUGCUGCCCCACAUGGCCCCCCUGAAGCCCAGACCCUCCAUAUACAUCCCAGAGUUCAUCGCUGCCAACCAGAGCCAUAGAGCUGACAACGUGCUCCAGGGUACCAAGGCAGAACAGGUGGCUCAGAUCAGGAGGGAUAUUGUGGACUUCAAGCAAAAGAGUGGUGUGGACAAAGUUAUCGUUCUAUGGACCGCCAACACUGAGAGGUUCUGUGAUGUAAUUGCUGGUGUCAAUGACAGUGCUGAGAAUCUUCUCGCAACCAUCCAGAAAGGGGGCGAGGUAUCUCCCUCCACCCUUUUCGCAGUGGCCAGCAUUCAGGAGGGCUGUGCAUACAUCAACGGGUCUCCUCAAAACACCUUUGUGCCUGGCAUAGUGGAGCUGGCCAUGCAACAAGGGGUCUUUAUUGGAGGAGAUGACUUCAAAUCUGGCCAGACCAAAAUUAAGUCGGUUCUUAUAGACUUCUUGGUCAGUGCAGGCAUCAAGCCAAUGUCCAUCGUCAGCUACAAUCACCUUGGUAACAAUGACGGAAUGAACCUAUCAGCUCCGCAGCAGUUCCGCUCCAAGGAGAUCUCCAAGAGUAACGUGGUGGAUGACAUGGUGCAGUCUAACCCCGUGCUGUACAGCCCAGGAGAGAAGCCAGACCACUGUGUGGUGAUCAAAUACGUGCCAUAUGUAGGCGACAGCAAGCGUGCUAUGGACGAGUAUGUCUCUGAGAUCAUGAUGGGCGGGACGAACACCAUUGCUAUUCACAACACCUGCGAGGACUCCCUGCUCGCUAGUCCAAUCAUCUUGGACCUGGUCAUCCUCACAGAGCUCUGCCAGAGGAUCACCUUUCGCACGGAGGGUGACCCCACUUUCCAGAGCUUUCACAGCGUGCUCUCUCUACUCAGCUUCCUCUGCAAGGCUCCACUUGUACCGCAGGGGGCGCCAGUAGUCAAUGCUUUCUUCCGCCAGCGAGCUUGCAUCGAAAACAUCAUGAGGGCAUGUCUUGGACUGCCGCCCCAAAACCACAUGCAGCUGGAGCACCGGAUGCAGAGGCCUCUCCACCUGAACCAUGCUGUGCAUACCCAAUGCAAUAGCCACCAAUAAAAACAAACAUGUCCACAUCAACGGAACUGACUCUUUACAUUGCACUGGCAUCAAUGGACAGAAAAGGGAUAAACGAAGCAUAGACUAAUUAAGAUGGUGGAGUUAGAUAGGCCUAUGAAUACAUGAGAUGUUUCAGAUAAGACAGACCUAGACGAAUUUGUUUUCAGUGUAGUGUGUAUUGCAGCUUUUUUGUGUUUUUAAUGUGAUAUAUGAAUUACAUAAUAAUACAUAUUCACCUUUCUCAAAUGUGCACGUUUUUGUAUUAUUUUGCAAACAAAAAAAGAAGAAAAAGAAGGGAGUCUAUUGUAUUUAU
Molecule: messenger RNA, 2083 nt
Organism: Engraulis encrasicolus (European anchovy)
Lineage: Eukaryota; Metazoa; Chordata; Actinopteri; Clupeiformes; Engraulidae
Product: inositol-3-phosphate synthase 1-A-like
Exons: 11
Coding region: 43-1770 (575 amino acids)
Biological process (GO): phospholipid biosynthetic process; inositol biosynthetic process
Cellular component (GO): cytoplasm
Molecular function (GO): inositol-3-phosphate synthase activity
Source: RefSeq, a predicted model, not a curated record